Molecule: messenger RNA, 3275 nt
Organism: Darwinula stevensoni
Lineage: Eukaryota; Metazoa; Arthropoda; Ostracoda; Podocopida; Darwinulidae
Source: the annotation of a GenBank genome assembly
AUUCUUUUGCAUACCGACAGAUGAUUGAGUGAGAAAGAGUAUAGGAGACGGCGUGUGUUGGUGUUGUGAACGUGUUUAAUAGAAUGGAGAGAAAAUAGGGAAACGAGGAAGGGAGAGUAAAAGGAUGGACGUCAGUGAUCGAAGCAACAGCGGAGGGGAUGGAGAGACGGUGACGUUCCUCUUUCAAUUGGGUCUUAUGAGGGACACAGUCACCGCUGAGGCUCGUCAACUCUCUCUCGGAACCCUGAAGGAGCUCGCCUGCCACUUCCUCAACCGCAAGUUUCCAGAGCAUGGCUUGACCCGGUUGAACGAGAGACUACUCCUGUUUCGACAUGAUUACACGACCCCGAAUGUUCUGCAGAUUGUCAACUCCGUCACUGAAAUCUCCGAUGAUACCCUCGUCGAAAUCGUCCUCACCGCCCAAGUGCCAGUGGAAGAGCAGGCGAUUCAAAUCCGCCCACACGAACUCUAUGUUCACUCCUACCGAACCCCCACUUUCUGUGACUUUUGUGGGGAAAUGUUGUUUGGACUUGUGAAGCAGGGACUACAAUGCAAAGGUUGCAAUCAGAAUUACCACAAGCGCUGCGUAAACAAGAUUCCCAACAACUGCAGCAUGGCCAGGAGAAGAUAUUCUUCAUACAAUUUAUUGCCAGUGCCUCGCACACCUUCUGACCAGGGUUCCAUAGGGAGUGGAAGUGGGAACUCCAUCACCAUCCCCGAGGACUCCACUGUCAAUUAUGGAAGUCUGGGGAGAGGAAGUGUCAAUCAAGGCCAACGUUCUCCAGUCUUGAAUACAAGCCGCUCAUUUGCUGAAAGGAGUGACCUAUCUUCAGGGCUCAUUCCUGGCCAGGGUCCAACACCUGGACCUGGAAGACCUAGAAUCCCACACACUUUUGUGGUUCACACCUACACAAAGCCCACUGUGUGCCAGCAUUGCAGGAAGCUCCUCAGGGGUCUCAUUCGCCAGGGCCUCCAGUGUCGAGACUGCAAGUUCAAUGUCCAUAAGAAGUGCUCUGAAAAGGUCCAAUCAGAAUGCAUUGGGGAAGCACCUCGAGAAGCAGCUGAUGGAGAAGGUGAUAGGGAUAUCUCAGAAUCUGGGGAAGGUGACUCAUCAGAUGCAGAGAAUGAAUCUCCCCCUGGGUCACAAAUAAAGACCAUGGCUAUCAAUGGAUCAGAUGCAAGUGGAGAGACACAGGAAGAAGAGCAGGGGGUCCGGAAGCAACCUAGUAACAUUCCAGUUCAGAGACUGGUGCAGUCUGUGAAGCACACCAAGAGACGAGGUUCACAAGUUAUCAAGGAGGGGUGGCUGGUGCAUAGCACAAACAAAGAUUCCAAUUUCAAGCGGCACUACUGGCGUUUGGAUAGCAAAUCCAUAACCCUCUAUCAGAAUGAUACCACCAAGAACUACUACAGGGAGAUUCCUCUGGCUGAAAUUCUGGCUGUUGAGACAGCUAAGUCUUCUAAGGAGAGUCAAAAAGGGUCCCAUUGUUUUGAGCUGCGGACAGCAAAUGUUGACUACAUGGUGGGGCAUGACACCCCAGGAGAAGAGUUGGGGACUCCUCCUAGUGCAGAGUCAGGCAUAGGAUUGCACCUGGCCAGAAGCUGGGAGACAGCCAUUCGACAAGCUCUCAUGCCUGUCACCCCACAGAACUCUCUUGCCAAUGCACAGAAUGCCACUGGAGUUUCAAGCCAGCUGACCAAGGCCUCUUAUGCUUCUGGUGAGAGAAGCGAGCAGGAGUCAGAACGAGGAGGAGACAUUGCACAGCUUUAUCAAAUCAUUCCUGAUGAAGUCCUUGGAUCAGGACAAUUUGGCAUUGUCUAUGGAGGAAUCCACCGACGUUCAAGUCGCCCAGUUGCUAUCAAGAUCAUCGACAAAACCCGCUUCCCACAUAAGAAUGAGGCCCAACUAAAAAAUGAAGUGGCCAUUCUGCAGAAUCUCUCUCAUCCUGGUGUAGUGAAUUUGGAGAAGAUGUUUGAGACUCCUGAACGCAUCUUUGUCAUUUUGGUUGCCCUGAAGCACCUGCAUAGCAAAAAUAUCGUUCACUGUGAUUUGAAGCCAGAGAACGUUCUACUGUCAUCAGAUUCUGAACUCACACAAGUGAAGUUGUGUGACUUUGGUUUUGCUCGCAUCAUUGGCGAGAAAUCCUUUCGUAGAUCUGUAGUUGGAACCCCUGCCUACUUAGCUCCUGAGGUGCUACGCAACAAGAAGUACAAUCGUUCUUUGGAUAUGUGGAGUGUGGGUGUCAUCAUCUACGUAAGUCUAAGUGGAACAUUCCCCUUUAAUGAGGAUGAAGAUAUCAAUGAUCAGAUCAAGAAUGCUGCCUUCAUGUAUCCUCCAAAUCCAUGGAAGGAAAUUUCUAUGGAAGCAAUUGAAGUGAUCAGCUGUGUGCUUCAAGUGCAGGCAAACAAGAGAUUCACCGUUGACAAGACUUUGUCCCAUCGAUGGCUUCAGGAUUAUCAGACAUGGUGUGACUUGAGAGAACUUGAAAAGAAGGUGGGAAUUCGGUAUGUGACACACGAGUCAGAUGAUGCACGAUGGGAGCAAUACAAGCGGGAGCGUUACCUGGAUCCCAGUCGAGAUCCAUACACAUUCACCCAGUGACCUAUGCUGGCAUGGUGGCAGCUUUUUUUUUCUUCUAUCCCAUCUUUCUUGGCAUUCUUACUUCCUCCUAUUGCCUCCAGUUCUCUCUCUCUCUUUCCCAUUCUUUUCUCUCUUGCAUUUUUGCAUCCUGGCUUCCUUCUUUAGAAUGCUUUCUCACUGCGCUACAAUUUUACACCUGGGCAGUGGAGCAGGAUGACUUCACAGUGCCUUAUGUAAUUUUUUUCUUUCCUCAUGCAAGCACAGUAUGCAAGCAGGAGAGAAAAAGAGAGAGAAAAGGAGAGGAGGAUAUUAUGAGUAUGAAGAGAUCACAGUACAGUAUGCCAUGUUGUGUCACAUAGAGAUGCAUUAUAUAGGCCUAUGGUUGCCUGCCGUCCGUUAAGAGUGCUGCAACAUUCCAUGUGUGACCCCAGCUGAUUUCUUUUAUCCUCACCAUGCAAUCCUCUCUCCAGUUGUUUUGGAGACUUGGGCUCACUUUUUCUUUGUAAAAUAUUAUUUUCCUUCCCAUCUGGUUCCAUGUGUCUUUCCUCUUUGAUGCACGAUGAUGAUUGCGAAUGUGAUCUUGCUUGUUUUUACCUCUCAUCUUUCUCAUUGCAUUCAUAAGAAAAAAAAAAUAUGGCUCUUUCUCACAGAUGUGGUUAUGGGACAAUAAAACAUUUUACUUUUUCAGAUCUUA